AAUGUCAUACCAAAACAUUAAGUGACACGUAACUUCAUAUAAUUAAAUUUGCUUUUUGUGACCUCCAAAUGUGAAAAACCGCAAAAAUACACACAUGUUCCGAUCGUUUGUAACGCUUAAAAAUGUCAGAUAAAGGUUUCGGUGAUUACACGAACAGGAAUGUUGUCAAAAAUCCACUAUUAUCCUCAGCCGUAACUGGACUAUCAAUUGAAGAUUUGACGCACAAUGCAGUUUUGUUACCCGCUAUUCCCAGCCAGGAACUGAUUACGAGACAAGAUUAUAACGAAAGCCCGAUGAGGCCCUUGCAGCACUCCGACCGUGAUACCAUAAACCUUCCAUCUGGCGACGCAAAUAUCAACACACAUUCUUCGAACACAAAUCAGAACAUUUUUGAUUCAAAUAAAAAUAUAAAUAAAAUAACCAAUCCAAGCACGAAUUUAUCGAAAGCCUCUACGAAGUCUGAUGAUGAUUUUGACGUAAAUGAAUAUUUUGCCCGUUUACAAGGCACCAGGUAUGUUAGUGCCCCAUUGAAUAGCAGUAUCAAGGACGACCAGAGCGCUAACCUUCAAGCAGAAGAUAACCUUGAAGAGAUCAAUCUGAACGAGCCUGAAAAACCACAGGUUGCUGAUGACUUACAGCACAGCAUCACAGCGGAUAUAGCGCAGAAUUUCUCGCAACUGCCGACCGUUCUGCCUCAAGUCGCGAGCGCGGUUUUCAGCUCGUUUUCUAACAUGCUGAGCAUGAAGAGCAGAGAGCAGACUCCUGAUGAUAGAGUAUGUCAUGAGCCGCAAGCGAGCAGUGCUCAAUUCUGUGUACCAGAUGCUCCGAUGCAACUUGCUCCUCCGCCGCUAAGGGAGCCCCCGUCAGUUGGUAACGCGUCAAAUUAUCGAAUAACAACGAAGAAAAAAGUAUAUGCACAAAUACCAGGCUUAAGUUCUGGCGAUAGUCACGUUAAUUUCCAUCCACCGAUGAAUCAAAGUGCUCCACCGUUUGGCGUAGAAUCCAACGCUCAUAUAGAUGUACACGAUCAUGAUAGUAAAAUAAAAGAUAUACCAGUAGGAUAUGGUGCACCACAUACAGUAUUAAACCCAGAAAUGAUACCUGAAAACCAGCAGGCACAUAAUGAAAAAGCCAUCGAGGAAACAAAACAGACGCUUAAUGUAUCGAAUUCUACAGCUAGUGAUGUGAGAGAUACGGCUAAAAUUCCUGGUGAAUCAGUGUUGCUGCCUGAUAGUACUUUACCAGCUCUUGAACAAGAAUCGACAAAGCUACAACCAAUAACACCGCUGGCCCCUCAACCGUCCACUGCAAUAAUUCCUCCUCCUCCCAUGUUUUCUAAUAUACCAAGAAGGGACAGUCAACCGUCUGUUGGGAAGUCGGUCCUACCACCAUCCGUAGCAAGGCGGAUUUCCGGAAAUCAACUUAUACUGAAAACUCAAGCGCCUCCAAGUGUGAUGCAUGAAAAUAUUUUUGUUCCAAUAAUGCCACCAGAAUCAAAUAUGGCUCCGGGUUUUGGAGUUGUUUCGUCUAUACAACAUAAUUAUGGUCAACUAUUUGAUCCAUCUAGCAAUAUUGAAACUAUCAAUACAACGCAUAAUAGAAGCGAUCCACGAAAAUUCCAUAACAAAGUUAAAACAUUGCCGUCUAUGGACAUUUUGCAACCAUCAAUGCAAAUACCAGGUUUUGCAGAUAACGCAAAUUUAUUAGGCGCUACGGUUCCAUUUAAAGUCGAUGAUUCCAAAAAAUCGGAGAAGUCCGCGGAUUCUGUAAUUCCAUCACAACAACCAAAACAUAUAGAAAGUUUUGUCUCGCCUACUGUAUUUAAUCCAAUAGUUGAAAUUCCUAAUAUUUCAUAUAAUCCUUUAGCGCCUGAUUCAUCUCACAUCACUUUUCCAGAAUCUAAAGCGCCGCCAACGUUUUACAAUCCACUUCAAUCAGAUUUCGUCACUUCAUUUAAAAAAGAAGAGAACAAAGAUGUCUCGAACGCUCCUCAAAAUAUUUUACCUGAACAUUUUGGUAAUUUGCAACGUGAAGUUAAGAAAACAAUUCAGGAGCCACCGAAGCUAACUGGAAAUCUGAGCUAUAGAAUGUCGAAGAAGAAACCACAGUAUUAUUCCGGACCUAUCGAAGGCGUAGGAAAUAUUAGUAAUAAUAUAAAACCGUUAAUAGAUCCUGUCGCAGCGAAUUCUUUUCAAGGGUCUCUAUUUACUCCAGAUCAAAGUGCUGCAACUGCUCUAAAUACUAUGUAUCCAGAUUACAGCGUAAAUAGCUUGCAAGAACCUACACCAUUUGAUAUAAGUAAGCCAGCUAAUAUGGAAACAUAUUCUUACGGCCUUCAAAAGCACAGUGAACAAAUACAAUCAGAUUACAAUACCGCCUUUGAUUUAAGCAGACCAACAACAGAGAAAUAUGAUGAACCACAACAAGAGUCUAAAGGAUUUGGACUUAUCGGAUCACUUAAAUCUAAACUUAGCUCUUUAGAUAUUAAUAAGAUCCAAAAUACUGUUACAACUUUCUUUGAUCCAGGAUACAAUGCAGCUGAUACUAGUAGCAAACAAGAGAAUGAACCAUAUAGUUAUCAAAAUGUGCCUGGAAGUUACCCUAGUUAUCCUCAGAGCGAUGGUGCUAGUCUAGAGGUUUUUGUUCCUACCAUUAAUCAGGAGCAAGCUACAUUGAAUCCAUAUUCAUAUCAAAUGGGUCCUAAGCAACCAAUUAAUCAAACGAAUCAGUAUUAUCCGACUCACGAUAAUUAUGGUAAUCAAAGUCAAUCGCAAGCUACCACAGACUUAAAUUACCAUGCAGGAUGGUAUGGUGGCUAUCAGCAGCAUUCUCAACAAGUAGAAUAUUUCCAUAGUGCGACAGGUCUUUCACAAGAAGGUUAUUUAGAUAAAAUUGAAAUGACUGGCACGUCAUCGACUAAAGCAAUUGAAAAAAUGCAACCGUUGAACCAAGAUAUUGUUGAUCAACCUCAAAAAACUGAAUCACAUAAGCCUGAACCAAUCGCCACUAUACCAGAAGUUAGCAACGUAUACAACAUUUUUGAUAAUCGACAAACAAUUGCACAAAUUGUACCAGAACGCGAUAAUAGAAAAGAUAUGGUAGAAAUUGUCAAACAAAACACAGAAGAUUUUAAACCGUUCGAAGCGACUUUGGAUUCAACAGCAACGAAAAGUUUUUUUGACAAUCCAAAGUUAGAUCUCCAACCUGAUGACAGUAUAAGACCAAAAUUUAAUGAAUUGCCUUGUUUAUCAAAUGAUGGAAUCCAAUCUACUGCACAGCCUUCAUUAAAAUCUAUUUUAGAUAAUUCGUUGCAAUUAGAUAAAACAAAAGAAGAUAAAACAGACCAUACAAAAGCUGGCUAUGGAUCGGAUUUCAUUAGCGAUGUACCGAAAAUAUCACAAGUGUUUGCUGACCCUUCGUCCAAAGGUUUCUUUGAUAAACAAACGUCUAUUGUACUACCAUUCGCAAUUAAAAAACCUGAUGACAUAAAACUAGCCGCUAAAGAAGACUCAUUAAUGAAUUUACCACCAAAAGGUAUAAAUCAAUUCGAACCAGAAAAAAGUAGGAUUGAAGAUAAUGUUGUGAAUACUCAAACAGAAGCUAAAAUUACGGAAGAUUUUACGACGAUAAAAAAACCAGGUCCCAAAACGGUGUCUGAAGUCAUAUCAAAAAAUAUAAUAGGGAAUGACUCUAUUGAAACAAGUGAACAUAUUUCUUCUACAAUUAGUCCACAAGAAUCAAUCGCUGUGAAUGCAACUACGUUUUCAUUGUUCGAACCAUCUCCGAACAUUUCAUCUGUCCCUUUAUUCAAUCUUUCAUCUUUAUCUUCGAUAUCCUUAUCUGAUCCUAUUAAAGACACUGACAUAAAUGACAUCGAAAGGAAAAUAGAAAACGUAUCUUUGUUCGAAAAUGCGAAUACACAAAUCGCAUCACUACCAAGCUACAAUUUAUUUGGAGAAAUAGGUAGCAGCGAAAUCAAAGCUGAUUUGCAGGAAAAUCAAGUUUCUGAUUUAAAUAGUUAUGCAACGUGCAGGGAAGUUGGUUUGCCAGAAGAUAAUAAAGUUGAUGACCUUACGAAACAGUUAAUAGAAAAUGUAACAGCUCCAAUUCAAUUGGAAAACCCUGUCUUAUAUCCUGUGGUACACGAUGAAUCUAAUAAAGUAGAAGUUUCUGAAUACACUAAACCAUUAACAGAUAUAUCUCGUAUUGCACAGAAUGUUUUAGGUAACGUGAUCAUACCGCCGCCACCACCAGACCUCCUUGAUGGUAUAAAUGGUAACAAUCCAAUUUUAAAUUAUCCCUGGUCCUUCGAUGUCACGUCAGAUGCUCAAUUGGGUUAUGACUAUAAUUUUCAGUUAGAUUCCAAUCCCGUUGGAUAUCUUCAAGAUAAAUCUUUAUUUUUAGAAAACAUACCUGCAAACGCUUGUGAUGAAAUGAAAGCUGAAUACAAAAAUUCUCAAGAGGAAACUUCUAUACUAGCUCAUCAAAUAAGUGUGCCCUCUGUACCACCUGAAGAGGAUACGAAAUCAGAUGAAAGCGGUUUAGAUGUUCACUCAAUAGAAUUAGACGCUAAAAAAGACUUUCCUAUAUUCGAAGAGUUUGUUGUAGAACCGUCUGGAACUGAUGAUGAUAAAAUAGGAUAUAGAGAACGUGAAAGAUUUUCAGAUGAACCCGCACAAGAUGUUGACACAUUCACUAACAGAGUAGAGAGGUUCAAAAAAAUGGAAAAUACUCCUGAGUGUAAUGAUACUACGCAAGAAAUACGCACUGAAAUACGACCUUUUGACUUACCUACAUCGACAAGUCCAGCCUUAACUAUAGCUUCUUACUUUGACACAGGAAAUUAUGCUGUUGAAAAUCAUUAUAAAAACUCCUUAACAUCUCCAUCGACUGUAAGCACAUUUAAUACAAGUUUAAUUAAUCAAAUAGGAAUACCUCCAGGUUUUGAAGAAGAAUAUCGAAGGAGGCUCAGUGGUGCACCAUCCCAAGAUUUGUUACGUGGUCUCAAUAAUCAGAUCGGUAGUUACAUUCCUGAGACUUCGAAAAAAAUUAAUUUGAAUCAAAUAUUUGCCCAAGCAACAAAUAACUUAGAUGACGAAAUAAUCUGCGAUUCGAAAGUUGAAUCGAUGGUUGAAAAAUUAAUAGAUGAUGAUUCUUCUAAAAGCGAAGUAGUUCCAUUUUCAAACACUACUAAUACUUAUCCAGAAAAAGACGACAAUGCACUUGUAGAUAGAUCUUCAGAUGAAGAAAAAAUUGAACCAUCAUCUGAAGUUGCUGAGAGACCUUCAAACGAGGCAAAUGUUGAACAGACGCCUGAAGUUGUAGAGAGAACUUCAGAAGAAGCAAAAGUUGAAAGACCUAACGUUGUAGGGAGAUCGUCAGACGAAACUUCAACUGAACUUGAGAGAUCUAAAGAAGAAACAAAAGUUGAGCCACUACCUGACCCCAUAAAUUUCUUCUCAUCAAACGUAGGAAGCACUGGAGAAUCGGAUGCGUACAGCGAUUUCAGCAGACUGUCAAGCUAUUUUAAAACACCACCAAAAGCAGAUCAUUCGAAGUCUUUUUUUGAAUUAAGCGAGUCCCAAAACCAUUAUAGACAUAAAUCGAAUGAUGAAUCGCGUGAUUCUAUUCAUUAUAAUAUUAAGAACUUCUUCAAAGGCACAUCCACAACAAAUUCUUCACACAUUCCAAAUAAUCAUUUGCUAAACAUGGCAUUAAUUCGCGACCUGUCAUCACCUAAAAAUUUUAAACCAAACGAUAUCGAUGUAGUUAAAACAGUCAAUUAUUUCACAGUCGAAUAUAAUAUUACAAAUCCAAUCGAAAUAAACACUAGCGAACCAAUAGACUUUAAUAAUAAAGCUAGAACAUCACAGGACAAUAAAACAUUGAAAUUAAGCGAUUCGUCGGAAAAUUCAGUUAUUAAUUGUGAAUAUUGUUGUAACUUGAUCAAUAGCACAAAUAUUAUCGAUAAUUCAUUUUAUAAAGUUAAAAAGAACAUGAAUGAUACUGAAAGUAAAAAGGCUACGAAUAAUAUGGACACAAAAAGCGAGAACGUUAUGAAAAAAUCCGUGACCGUUAAUUUCUGCGACCAAUCUUACAAAGAGGAUGCUGAUGACAGAAUCGUUGUGUUGUCUGAGAAUCGAGCAACCUCAGAACACGCUCCGGUCAAGCACCAUUGGUUCUAUCAGGUAGACUCUGAGGAGAGAUCCUUUUGGAAGGGAUUCUCUGUCGUUGAUUCCAGGGCCUUGGAGAACGCUUUCAAUAGUCCUGACCUGAACGCGAAUACCUUGGUGGCUACUGACGGUGGCCGUUAUGACGUCAACAUAAUGGAACGACUGAAGAUCGCUGUCUACUGGGAUGACAAGCCCACGAACGUCAUGAGGUGCAGCUGGUUCUACAAAGGCACGACGGAUGCGAGAUAUGUACCCUACGACGAAACGAUCGCUGAAAAACUUGAGGAAGAAUACAUCCAUGGGGUUACCACUGGGGAAUGGCACAGGCGUCUCGUGCUGCCGAACAACGAGCUGGUCGUGAUGCACGGACCAGCUGUGAUGGUCCACUUCCUGCAGAACAGCGCCAGCGAUGCGUUCAGCUCGUCGCCGCAAUCAAUGAUGCGGCCGCGCGUCGUUCGUCGCGGUUUCGUCGAAUCGGAAAUCGAGGACACGGAGCCUUCGAGCAUCGACCACCUGUUGCUGCUGUGUCAUGGCGUCGGAUCGGCUUGCGACAUGCGCUUCCGGCCAGUCGAGGAAGUUGUGGACGAUUUCAGAGCAACAAGUCUUCAGCUGAUACAGUCACAUUAUAAAAAUUCGUACGAUAGCGGCUUAGUGGGGAGGGUUGAGGUGUUACCGAUAUCCUGGCACUCGAGUCUACAUUCAGGUCAAACGGGCGUCGACAGACGUCUGGCUGCCGUCACGCUGGAGAGCAUACCGAGGCUGAGGAACUUCACGAACGACACGAUACUCGACGUGCUGUUCUACACGAGCCCCGUGUUCUGUCAGACAAUUAUAAACACGGUCUGCAGCGAAUUGAAUCGUAUCUACAGCCUGUUUAAGGCAAGAAAUCCAGACUUUAAGGGUGGGGUGUCCCUUGGGGGGCAUUCGUUGGGUAGCGUUAUCCUUUAUGACCUGCUCUGCCAUCAGAUGCCGAAGGGUAUUCCGGUGUCCAAACGAGAACAGUACGUGACGGGACCGGCGGGCACCGGCCAGCCGUCCGUCAAGUACCCGAGCCUCGAGUUCAUACCGGACGCGAUGUACGCGCUCGGCAGUCCGAUCGCUAUGUUUAACUGCAUACGAGGCGUCGAGACGCUUGGCAAGGAUUUUUGCUUCCCGACCUGCAAGAAAUUCUUCAACAUAUUCCAUCCUUACGACCCGAUCGCGUACAGAAUUGAACCGUUGAUCAAUCCUCAACUGAGGGACGUGAAGCCGUUUCUAAUUCCUCAUCACAAAGGGAGGAAGCGAAUGCACUUAGAGCUCAAGGACACGAUGGCGCGCGUCGGUGCCGACAUCAAACAGAAACUGAUCGAGUCGAUCAAGAACACGUGGUCCAGCAUGUGGAAGACGCAGCCUCCGCCGGAUCAGCACUUGGAGAAAGUCGUUGAAGAAGAGAUGGAAAAGGAAGAAUUGAACUCUGAACCCAAGGAUGAAGUUAAUCAAGAAACUGAUGUGACGCCGGAUAUGCUCGGCAAGUUGAACGACGGUCGCCGUGUGGACUACGUGCUCCAGGAGGCGCCCUUCGAGAUGAUCAACGAAUACCUGUUCGCUAUGAGGAGUCAUGUCUGUUACUGGGAAUCGGAAGACACGAUGCUCGUGAUGCUCCGCGAGAUAUACAACGCCAUCGGCGUGUCCCCAGACUGCAGCCUCCCCCAACAAACCCUGACUGUCCAGAGGAGCAAGACGAUUAUAGAUGACAAUGAUGUUGCUACACAUGCGGAUUACCCGUCAACAAGCCGAGGGAGCUUGUGACUCGUUGCUGGGGCGAUAGAAUUUUUAGUUUAAUUAUAUUUCAAUACCGAAAUAAACAAAAAAAAAAUUGUACAUUCUCAUUAAGAGUUAUAUGAAUUAUAAUCGCCAUAUUUUGUAUCGAAUUUAAACAAUCAUUUCAUUUAUCUGUGAUUAAAAAAGCAAUUGACUUCAGUUAAGUCAAAUGUAGAAAAUUAAUUAAAUUUUUAUACUAAUUUUAAACAACCAUAGCUAUUUCCGGUUAAUGGCAUUUGAAAAACACAAGAUGGCUUCUAAAGUGAUUUAAUCAAGACAUUAGUUAUCUGUUACAAAAAUAAAUAUGGCGGUUGCAUUUCAUAUUAUAAAAACAUGUUAAAAAAUAAUACCGUUACUAAACGAUUUUCAUGUUGUAUAAAUAAACUUUUAUUUAAUAUGUGAAAUGAAGCAAAUAAUAUAUUUUUUAAUGGAGCACCGAGUGCACUAUAUAUAAAAAUAUUCCCUGCAAAGCUGUAUCUUCUGGUAUAAAUCCUUAAGUCAAUAAAUUUAUUGUAUAUAUAUUAAAGCAUAUAAUAAAAAGGAAAUUUCGUUUAGUAAUGGUUAAUUUUUAAAGACACAAAUUGUUUUUUUUUUUUACAAUUACUGUUAUAUUUUAUAUUUAUUUAAGAUAUUAUCAUAAAAUGAUUUUUAAGCGAACGCAAUAAUUAUAAAACAAAUAAAAAUUGUUGGUGUGUAGUUGUUUUCAACUAUUUUUUUUUUUUUUCAUAAAAUCGAAAUGCAUAGGCAUGUGUAUAAUUCUAUAUUAAUAUAAAAUAUAUACAUUUAUACAAGUUAUACAAAUUAUAAUCUCGAUAUGGUAUUUAUUGAUAUUGAAUAUUAUGUAUCUUUUGAGAAAAAAAAACAAAAUGUCAGAAGACAAACCUUCAUCAUAAUAAGCGACUUUAAUUAAUAUAUUAAUAAAUUGAUUCAUUAAAAAAUAAAACGCAAAACAAAAAAAAAUGACGUUUUCGAAUUUCGAUUUUCUUUAAGAUGAUCACAGAUUAUAUAUUAAUCAUAAUUUCUGGUAAAUCUUAUUGUUUCGUGGUUGUUACUGUUUUUCCAACUAUAUUUAUUUUAAAUUAUUCUAAUCAAAUUAAUAAAUCCCAUAAAAAUAUCAAUGUUAAUAUAAGCUAAUUAUGGAACUGGAUAUUUAUGGGACCGUUGUUUCGAAGGAAACCAAUGUGGGAGAUCGAUAUAAAAUACUCCAGUUACCCUCUACACUCCAUAAGAUUUUAGCAACCAAAAUAUAUUCUUUCCAAUAUACAAUAUAUGAUUGCAUAAUAUUAUAGUACAGAGUGCUAUUAAUCUAUAUUAUAUAUUACUCGCCACGCCCUUAGACGCCUUAUGUAAGGCGUAAAUUAAGGACUGUAAAAUGUUAACUGUCAAAAUUUGACGUUUAAGUUUUUUUUUGUUUCAUUCAUAUCCGGACUAAAGGGUCUAUGGUUAUACAUCCUAACAUUUUUUUUUAUUCAUUGUAAUUAUAUUAAAAUUCGAUUAAAUUUUAUAAAUAAAUAUGCAAUAUUUUAAAUUGAUUUUGUUUUAAUAAAGCGUUUUGUAAUUCGACAUUACAAUAUAAUAUAUAAAAUAUGGCUCGGCCACUUGAUAACGGACUUUACAUUGCUUAAUUAACUUUUUUUAUUAGUUGGCGCACAUGUGUCGUUCAAUUAUUUACUUAUUAAUAAAGUCGAUUAAGUGAUAACUUAAUGAAUAAUUUAGACCAGAACUUAUUUACAUAUGUAAUAGAAACAUUCCUAUUCUAUAAUAUAUUCCUAGAUAUAGUAUUGUGAAGUAAAUACGGUCAUGUAAUAUAUAUAUAUGACGCGACGUCACAUAUAGUGAUUGUUAUUACAGAUCUACAGAAAAAGAAAGGUAAUAAUAGAGAAUGAAUCCUGUGAAGCUAUUGCCUCGUCCAUUCUCUACAACUAUGUCUUAAAAAAAGUUAAACUGUCAACUGUCUAUUUUGAUUACUAUUCUUUUCAAUUGAAAUUAUAAAUGAUUUACUUCUUUUGAAAAAAGAAUUUAUCGAAAAAAUAUCUAUAGUAUUACGUUUCUUCUUGGUUUAUGGUUGAAACAUAUUUUCUUGACUUAAGGGAACGUUACUUUAAUCUGUCCUUCAAAAUAAAAAAAAUAAAAAUUGUUUAAAAUUAUUUAUUUUUUAUUGUUGUAUUGGUUUGUAGAAUUAUUUAUAUCAUUAAGAUAUUGUACUAACAUUGGUCAAACAAUAAAGGUUUAUAUUUUACUACA
Nymphalis io (European peacock) is the source of this 10217-nucleotide messenger RNA. RefSeq lists its product as uncharacterized. The transcript has 20 exons. Gene Ontology annotation, cellular component: COPII-coated ER to Golgi transport vesicle. Lineage: Eukaryota; Metazoa; Arthropoda; Insecta; Lepidoptera; Nymphalidae. Gene Ontology annotation, molecular function: metal ion binding. Bases 123 to 7961 code for a protein of 2612 amino acids. The record is from RefSeq and is a predicted model, not a curated record.